Molecule: messenger RNA, 879 nt
Organism: Pieris macdunnoughi
Lineage: Eukaryota; Metazoa; Arthropoda; Insecta; Lepidoptera; Pieridae
Source: the annotation of a GenBank genome assembly
AUGACGCAAGCCGGUGACGUCACAACAUGGCCGAUUAGCUUUGUUCUCGAUGCAAGCAGUGCGGGUAGUCCGAAAGAGGCGUGCGUGGCCAACUCUCCACCACCACACCAGCAUCCGGCUCCAGCCAAGAGGCAGCAGCACCAUCCACACCCACAUCACGAUCAGAGGCGACUUAGCGUUGAGGUGCGCGUGAGUCCCGGCGCAGCUGGAACGUCAGCUGAGUCUCCACACAUACACCAUCCGCCUCAUCACCAGCCUCAUCACCAGCCUCACCAUCAUCAUAAUAUGGACACGAAUCCGCUGGAAGGCCCCGUAGAGUCUAUCGUCAGUGGGGCAGGAUCAUCUGAUGGUGAAUUGUCUAGUAAAGCAGGAGACAGUCCCAGUAGGAAACGAAGGCGGAUAUGCAGACAUAUAUCAUCUGGUGAAAGUAACGUGUCAGUGCCAACGCCGACUGUCGAAAGACGGACGCCCAGACAUCAUUAUCAACCGAGACGUCGCGUACGCUACAUGAGCGGCGGAAACGGCGGUGUGUGUACACACCAGCGACUAAUGGAGCAUACGCCCCACCCUCCGCACCCGCCUCACCCCGCGCAUCUGCCGCACCCUGGCCCGUUGCUACUGGAUAUUAACCAGAUGUCCCUUCGUGGCGCGCGGUUAAACGCGCUUGGAGGGGGCGUGGCGUGGCCUCACCACGCUCAUCCACACCCACAUCCACAUCCACACCCACACCCGCACGCACACGCGCAUGCGCAUCCCCACGCGCACGCACACAGGGACCACCCGCAGCGGACUCAGGUGGCGAGUAUAGGUGCCGCCGAGAUGUGGCCGGCCGUUCUGCCCGCGCUGCCCCACCCGCUCCGCUAUCAGGUACCGAAUUAG